Molecule: messenger RNA, 1357 nt
Organism: Sorghum bicolor (sorghum)
Lineage: Eukaryota; Viridiplantae; Streptophyta; Magnoliopsida; Poales; Poaceae
Product: two-component response regulator EHD1
Exons: 6
Coding region: 207-1250 (347 amino acids)
Biological process (GO): cytokinin-activated signaling pathway; phosphorelay signal transduction system
Molecular function (GO): DNA binding
Source: RefSeq, a predicted model, not a curated record
GCCCCGGCCGCGAUCUCCCUGUAUCAUGCAUGUUGGAGCAGAAGCACAUAUUUUUGCUAGCCGGAUACUGUAUUAUUUCACAUCUUCAAGUGUUAUUUAUUGCAUAUAUUGGAGCACCAGCUAACUUGGAGACCAUCAAUAUAUCCGGGUGUGUGAUCACUGCAUCGCGGAUAUAUAUACAUAUAGCUCCAUAGCCGUGCAGUCGAAUGGACCGGGAGCUGUGGCCUUCUGGGCUAAGGGUCCUGGUUAUUGAUAACAAUUCUUCAUAUUUGUCAGUUAUGGAAGAACUACUUAUCAAGUGCAGCUACAAAGUUACGUCAUAUAAGGACGUCAGGGAAGCAAUGUCCUUCAUCUAUGGAAACAUACAGAUUGUUGAUCUCAUAAUUAGCGAUGUGUGCUUUCCAACUGAAGACAGUUUACUUAUUCUGCAAGAAGUUACCACAAAGUUUGACAUCCCCACCGUGAUAAUGUCUUCCAACGGUGAUGCGAGCAUAGUUAUGAAGUACAUCACCAGUGGGGCUUCCGAUUUCCUGAUAAAGCCUGUGAGAAUUGAAGUGCUGAAGAACAUAUGGCAGCAUGUGUUCCGGAAGCAGCUGAUCGGGGAGAACAGAAGCUGCAGCAACAGUGCUCAACACCUCGAUCAGGUUUCAUAUCCACCAACCAUAGCUCCUGCUUCUACAUGUGCCACAAGAACCACAGGAAUAAUCACUGAAGCAGCCACGGCGACACUGGAGAGCGCGACAAGAGAGACGACUAACGGGACGGUCACAGAUAUACAGGAUCUGAGGAAGUCAAGGCUCAGCUGGACCACACAGCUGCACCGCCAAUUCAUUGCUGCUGUGAAUUCCCUGGGGGAAAAGGCAGUUCCAAAGAAGAUACUGGAGACAAUGAAGGUUAAACAUUUGACAAGAGAACAAGUUGCAAGCCACUUGCAGAAAUACAGGCUUCACCUAAGGAAAUUGAAUCAAACAUUGCACAAGGAUGACACACCUUCACCAUCAAGCCAUCCCAAUGAAUCAAACAUUCUCCGAACCGAAUUCAAUAGUUCUUUGAAUUCAACGUAUUUUGAUCAAGAUGGAUGCUUGGAGAUCACAGAGUACUCUUUGCCCAAGGAUGACAUCUCAAGUGGUUCAGACUGUAUGCUGGGAGAACGAAACAACUACUCACCUCAAGGCUUCCAGGAUUUCAGAUGGGAUUCAGAGAAACAGGGAUCUGAAACGACAUAUUUAUGGAAUUUCGAGGCAGAGUGAUUCUAUCACUAUAAACAUGCAUCAUACCACCAAACAUAACUAGGUAAUGAUGUGCACUUAUAUGCCAUGUCCUGAAUAAUGACAGCUUAUAUAUGUCUAGAGUAUUA